AUGUUAAAGCAUCAAGUGGAAGCGACAGUUAUGAGUUGGAAUUUUCAUUGCGAUUUUCAACUUCCUCGUAUUAAAUGGGUUGCGGUCUAUUCGACUGGAUCUAUAUUCUUAAAGAUGCCAGGCUUUACCGUUUUUCACCGGUUUCUGUCGAACGUCCAUGCAAAUUCAUCUUCACCUUGCCCAGCAACCAUUGACCUUCACAACACAGAGGGACAACCGCAGCCUUCGAUGAGUUUCUCAGGAGGAGUACUGGCUGACGGUCCUGCAGUCAUUCCUCGUGAACUCAGUGCUCAGAUCAAACAUGUGACACCGCUGCUUCAUUCACCAGCAAAGCAUGCCCACACGCCACUAAUUCAGGCUCGUGAACUAUUCAAAGUUUCAAGUUCGGGCGGACGAUUGUGUUCGUAUUAG
Messenger RNA from Ostertagia ostertagi, 411 nucleotides. The record is from the annotation of a GenBank genome assembly. NCBI's taxonomy places the organism in Eukaryota, Metazoa, Nematoda, Chromadorea, Rhabditida, Trichostrongylidae.